UGAAGUUGAAAGCAUUCAAAUGCGUGAGAAUCAUUGGAAUGUUGACGUUGUUGUCCUUAAGCAUGUUGAACGGACACUCCAGCUCCACUACUGCAUUACAUCUUCACUGUUCAGAAUCUCUUCUCUCUUUGUUCCAACCUUCAUUCUUCUUUGGUCGUGUUUCACCAAGAGCAAGACAACCAUGUAUUUCUCGCAUUCACCUUCAGAAUUUCAAGCUCAGAGUUCUCAAAGCACUACUGUAAUCCCCCCACAUCUUGUCAAACGAAUGCAGCAAGAAGAAUGCUUCAAUUGUCACCAACUUGGACAUUGGUCUUGGUACUGUCCUUCCAAAUCCCCCAAUUCUAAACGCGACUCACCUUCUCCCAACGGUGUACAGUGCAGUUGUGGGCAUGGCGCAUGCGAAAUCAAAACCUCACGCAGUGGGAGGAACUUCUAUACCUGCCCCAUCAAAAGUGGGGUAAAAUGUAAAGACUUUGUUAAGUGGUGCGAUGAACCUGUUGCUGAGAGAGAUUUGCAGCCUCCAAGGAUAAAGUAUCCUGAGUGUGCGUGUAAGGCUGGAGUUUGUAGAAGGGUUAAAAGCAAAGAGACAGAUGGGGAUUUUAAGUACUAUUUUACUUGCCCUGUUAAACAGGGUCAUGGAUCUUGUGGAUACCGUAUUUGGGAGGAUGAGAUUAAACUGCUUGAUGGAAAAAGCAUUGUUCCUACACAGCGAAGCAGCCAAAGGAGUCUUCAUGAUUUUUGGGAGGAAUGCCAAAAUGAUGAAACUGAUAAUGAGCUGGGAAGUAAACUCAGUGAAAGAAUGAAAGUUACAGUCUAUUCUGAGGAUCCCUUGGCUGUGCCAGACAAAGAAGAUAGUGGUGCAGUAUUAACUGUAGCAGAUUCGAAUCGCAAUGGUUUUCCAGAUUUCAUGGUUGAUGGUGAUGAUUCCGAGUUUAUAAACUCGGUAUCGUGGGAUACUGUUGAGGAAGAAGCAUUUCUAUCACUAUCUCAAAUAUCAAUACCUUCAAGGAUGCGUUGGCGACAAAUUAUGUUUGAGAGGCGCAUUUCCUCCAAUGCUUCAUUUGGUUCUUGUCGAAUGGGUUGGCUUGGCCGUCUUAUUUUCUUCCAUCCAGCUCAAAGCUUGAAUCUCCCCACGCCUAAGCCAUUUUUCUGCUGCAUUUUCCCAUCCUUUAAUCCAAUAAUUGUCCCUAAACAGAGGAAUGUUUCUGAUGGUCCUUGCAACAAGCUUGCUAUAAAAAGUGUUAGUCAACAACAUGCCCAACUUUCAACUGGUUGCCAUACUGAGGCUUCUGGACAUGUAGUUAGUCCCAGCAAAUCACCAGAUGGUGAAAGAAAGUCAAAGGCAUCAAGGCAUAGAGAAGUGAUCUUGUUCACACAGCAACAACUUCUAGCUGAUCUAGAAACCUUGGCUCCUCAUGAGCAUGAGUCCAUGAAAGAGGCAGCAGAAACCACUUUUGCAAUAUUAGAUGUUUUACAGGUUGACUACAAAAAGUUUUCUGAUCAUGUCUUGGACUAUAUCAAUUUUGCAUCAUCAAUUGCAAAAAUAGAUAGAUCCAUGGAAAAUUUCCUUACUAUGGAAGAUCUCAACAAAUUCUUUGAGGAGGAGAAAAUGAGAUUAGAUCAACUCCAAGAUGAUCAUGUCAAGACCAAAGCUUUGCUUGAAGCAUCAAAAAGACAUGGACAAUUGCUAUGUGAACAGGUCUCUCAUCUCGAGGCCAUGCUCAAUGCAAAACAAAAUCAAUUAAAGUUUUGUGAGUUGGAGACCUUAAAGAUUGAAACUCGCCUUGGUCAUUUGGAAAGGAAUAUAUUGGCGACUGACAUAACGCUGAAGCAAACGAAAAUGGCAAAGAAACAAAGUGAAGAAAGACAGACAAAGCAAAUUGCAGCUCAGGAAGUUAUGCAGAAGGCAAAACUUGAAUUGGAAAAUUGGUAACUCAGAAUUGAAGUGUAUAUAUAGCACACCUUUUGUGAAUAGUGCAUAUAUUUAAGCUCACUGUUCUUCUUCCUGAGCUGUGUAGGAUUGUAUCAGGUGUUAUAAUUGCAGACUUUUUGUUUCUAACACUAACAGUGUAAUAAUUCAUCCUAAAACCUUUUAUGUUUACAUAUGCUUACUUUAAGGUA
Messenger RNA from Vigna umbellata (rice bean), 2121 nucleotides. RefSeq lists its product as uncharacterized. Gene Ontology annotation, molecular function: zinc ion binding; nucleic acid binding. The record is from RefSeq and is a predicted model, not a curated record. NCBI's taxonomy places the organism in Eukaryota, Viridiplantae, Streptophyta, Magnoliopsida, Fabales, Fabaceae.